This is a messenger RNA of Penicillium subrubescens, 1452 nucleotides long. Its product is annotated as putative MFS transporter. NCBI's taxonomy places the organism in Eukaryota, Fungi, Ascomycota, Eurotiomycetes, Eurotiales, Aspergillaceae. Gene Ontology annotation, biological process: transmembrane transport. The record is from RefSeq and is a predicted model, not a curated record. Bases 1 to 1452 code for a protein of 483 amino acids. Gene Ontology annotation, cellular component: membrane. The transcript is spliced from 4 exons. Gene Ontology annotation, molecular function: transmembrane transporter activity.
AUGGCGGACUCUGAAGCGCCCUCAAAGCCCCAUGCGGUCACAACUAUCGCGAGUGUCGAGAUCGACCCUAAGGCGGAGCGGGCUUUGGUCUGGAAGUUCGACCUUCGUCUGCUUCCCGUCCUGGCAAUUAUGUACUUGUUCAACAGUCUGGACAAGUCAAACCUAGGAAAUGCAAAGACAGCGGGUCUUGAAGAUUCCCUCCACUUGAAAGGAAACCAGUAUAAUAUGAUUCUCAGCAUCUUCUUCGUUCCAUACGUCCUUACCGCACCAUUCCUCGGUCUACUCGGCAAGAAAUUUGGACCUAAUAUCGUGCUUCCAUGCAUGAUGCUUACAUUCGGUACAUGCACUAUUCUGGUGGUUGCUGCGUACAACUUCAGCGGUCUCUUUGCUAUCCGCUGGUUCUUGGGCAUGUCGGAGAGUGCUUUCUUUCCUCUGGUUAUCUACUACCAGACCACAUUCUACCGUCGAGGAGAACUAGCCCGCCGACUAGCCAUCUUCUACGCCGCGCAAAGUAUCGCCUCAGCAUUCUCGGGCCUCCUAGCCUUCGGCGUCUUCCGCAUCCACACAGGCCCCCUCGCAUCAUGGCGCUACCUCUUCCUGAUCGAGGGUUGUGGAACCAUCCUCUUCGCCCUGUUCGCGCUUUGGUAUCUGCCCAAGUCAGCCUCGGAAGCCAGUUUCCUUACACCAGAGGAAAAGGAACUUGCAUAUCUCCGCCUCCAGAUCGACAGUUCUUCCGUCGUGGACGAGAAAUUGAACAUCCGGGAUGCCUUCCGCAUCUUCAAGCACUGGACUAGUUGGGCCAUUCUAGCCAUUCAAAUCUGUCUCGGUGUGCCACUGCAAGGAGUUCAACUGUUCCUUCCAGUCAUCAUCAAGCGUCUUGGCUACAGCACCGUCAAGACGAACCUAUAUACCGUGGCGCCUAAUGUUUCCGGCGCCGCGAUGUUGUUGAUUUUGGCUUUCUGCAGUGACUGGACCAGGUGGCGAUUCCCAUUCAUUGCACUGGGCUUCUUGUUCACUUUCAUUGGAUUUAUCAUCUACGCUGCCAUUGAUGUUACACACGAAUUGAGUGUUGCGUACUUCGCUACGUUCAUGAUGGUCUGGGGCACAUCGGCACCUUCCGUUCUGCUUGACGCUUGGUACAACAACAAUAUCGCCAACGAGGGAAGACGUGUUGUACUUACCAGUAUCGCCGUCCCCGUCGCCAACCUUAUGGGAGUUGUAAGCUCCAACAUCUUCCGUAACCAGGACGCACCCAAGUAUUUCCCUGCGCUGAUUACCACGGCUGCGUUUGGUGGUACUGGUAUUUUAUUGACCCUGGCUCUUGGUCUCUGGAUGAUGUACGACAACAAGAAGAGAGAUCAGAGGCAAGGUGUCCACGUCAAAGCGAUGAAUAUUCCUUCCGAGAAUUUGAACGAGGGUCCUGCCAGUGAUGACUUCCGGUGGUUCUAUUAG